AUGGGGGACGGGAGGGGGACGGGACGGGGGGGCGGGACGGGGGACGGGAUGGAGGACGGGAGGGGGACAGGAGGGGGACGGGACGGGGGGGACGGGGACGGGGGGGGACGGGGAGGGGGACGGGGGGGGGACGGGGGACGGGACGGGGACGGGGGGGACGGGGGGGGACGGGAGGGGGACGGGACGGGGACGGACGGGGGACGGGAGGGGGACGGGGACGGGGACGGGAGGGGGACGGGAGGGGGACGGGACGGGGACGGGGACGGGGGACGGGAGGGGGACGGGACGGGGACGGGGGGACGGGGGGGGACGGGAGGGGACGGGACGGGGACGGGAGGGGGACGGGGGGACGGGGGACGGGGACGGGACGGGGGGUUUGAAUAG
Messenger RNA from Oncorhynchus tshawytscha (Chinook salmon), 384 nucleotides. Its product is annotated as glycine-rich cell wall structural protein 2-like. Lineage: Eukaryota; Metazoa; Chordata; Actinopteri; Salmoniformes; Salmonidae. Bases 1 to 384 code for a protein of 127 amino acids. The record is from RefSeq and is a predicted model, not a curated record. The transcript has a single exon.